UCAAAACCAGCAUCAAUCUUCUUUCAAAUACAAAUUCUGCCAAUUCUGACUAGUAUAGAAAAUGGGUAUUUCUCUAAAUUCCACCCCACAGUCCAAUCACGUUCACACACACAAGGUCUUCCUAUUUUGUAACUACAUUCUACUAGGUGCAGCAUCUAGUUGCAUUUUCUUGACCCUUUCACUUAGGCUACUUCCUUCCAUAUGUGGCUUCUUUUUUAUCCUCCUCCACAUCCUUACUAUAGCCGGGGCUGUUUCCGGUUGUGCGGCAGCCUCAUCAGACUCUUCUCGAUGGUAUGGUGCCCACAUGGUGGCCACGGUCUUAACCGCAAUAUUUCAAGGGUCAGUUUCAGUGUUGAUCUUUACCAGGACUAGCGAUUUUCUUGGUAACUUGAAGUCAUAUGUGAGAGAGGAGGAUGGUGAAGUGAUACUUAAGUUGGCAGGUGGGUUAUGUGUGUUGAUUUUUUGCUUGGAGUGGGUGGUUCUUACUCUUGCAUUUUUCUUGAAAUACUAUGCCUACGUUGAAGGAGAUAAUAUGAAGCGGAGUGCUAAGGUGGGUCAGGCUCAAGAGGAGGAUUUGAAGGACUGGCCAUGGCCUUUCCAAGUUUAAUUUUUUUUUUUUUUUUUUUUUUUAUGAUCAAUUUGGUCAUGCCAUCGUCAGUUUGUUUUGUUCAUUCAUUUAUUGGUUUAAUUUGUUGGGUUCUUUUCCAUAUAUACUGUACCGAAGAAUGUUGAAUUAAUGAUUA
Pistacia vera is the source of this 743-nucleotide messenger RNA. RefSeq lists its product as uncharacterized. The transcript has a single exon. The record is from RefSeq and is a predicted model, not a curated record. Bases 62 to 607 code for a protein of 181 amino acids. Lineage: Eukaryota; Viridiplantae; Streptophyta; Magnoliopsida; Sapindales; Anacardiaceae.